AGAACCUUCACAGACAAACUCUGAAGAGAGUUAUUUAUCUUGGUAGGCCCCUGGGCUUCUGCCCAGGUAAACCUGUGGAUCAAUUAAUAGUUUGCUCUGCCGGGCCGAUUUUCCAUGUGCUUCUGCAGGUUACACCGUGGUGGAUGCCUGCCGUGUUGCUGCUUGGAGUAUUUUACACAAACGAAUUUUCUGAUUGCUCCUUGUCUUCUGCAUCUGAUUGUUCUGACUCAAGCUUCAGCUCAAAUGCAAGUACAUCAACUAUACUUCUAGAUGAGGGUCCCAGGAAGAAAACAAGAGUUGAGGGUACUGUUGAUGCAGCAUCUGCUAAAAAGUUAAUUGAAGGUGUACUUGGAACCAAUUCAGGUGGUGAAGAGGUUCUCCAGGAAUAUCACACAACACAAACUCUAACAGAUGCUACCAGAAGAAAAAUGGUCAAUAUAAUAGUGGCUCACAUGAUUGAUUGCCAUGGGCACCUCCCCACCAAAGCUGUUAGAAAACAGUACGCGCUAGGGGUAGUGACAUUGUUCCCAUCCCUGAAAGACCCAUACUCCAAGAAAGGCUAUGAACACUUCUAUGAUGCUGCAAGCAGCACUGGAUACAUUUCUUGGCGUCUGAAAACGAUACAGAGAAAGACUAGACGAGGAUCUGCACCACCAAGUAGCUCCACUGGCUUUGCUCAAGAAGGAGGGGGCCCAAAUUCCCAAAGGCCCAUUAAUGUCGACAUGCAGCUUGAUGGAGAUGCUUGCCAGGAGGCCAUCUCUUUGCUGAACCAUACAUCCGACACUUCCUUGAUUUUCCAGAAGAUGAGAGAGACCUUUCAGCAUCGUCAGAAGCUCAUCAAUGAUCCUGACAAAAGUCUUGAUAUCCUGUCUAUCUUCCCAAGAUUCUUGGAUACAAAAGGAUUGGUGAAUCAAGACUUCACUCUCCUGUUUGAUGAUGAGAUAUCUACCAGGCUGCUUCAGAAAUGGGAUCCAAUCUUUAGGUAUCAAAUCAUCAAAGAGGCCAAGCAGCUCACCUCAACAGUAGAGUUGCGUCAAUUGGUGCAGUCAGCAGAGAGUCUACCAGGAAGUGAUCUUGAUGAGGCAGCAAUCUUGCUGCAGUUUGGAAGAGCAUCUCCAGAAUCAGCAGAGUCAGCAGCCAUACCUCCUGGCUGUUGGGCGCCAGAAGAGGAAGGUCGACAGCUUCUAUGUUGCCAUAGACAAGCGUCUCAUCCCCUGCCAGGCCAGCCGCUCCCUUGGGGCAUUUGAUGAGCUUUUU
This is a messenger RNA of Oreochromis niloticus (Nile tilapia), 1257 nucleotides long. RefSeq lists its product as uncharacterized. The transcript is spliced from 8 exons. The record is from RefSeq and is a predicted model, not a curated record. The coding region runs from base 144 to 1247 and encodes 367 amino acids. NCBI's taxonomy places the organism in Eukaryota, Metazoa, Chordata, Actinopteri, Cichliformes, Cichlidae.